UCUCUGUUACCACUUUCGAAUCGACCCAGUAUUUUAACAGUGUGGGGGGCUCCUGACGAUAAGCAUCAGCUACUAUGAUAGUGGAACGCUUGUUAUAACGUUUAAAUGUCAAGAUUUUAUUUUUUUGUCGCCAACAGCGUCCUUUUCCUCCAUGUUCUCGGCUCAUCGGCCCAAGCGGGAACCACGGGGAGUCCGUGUGAGUUGGACAGCGACUGUCGCCGGGUGAGCCAUUAUGUGUGUCACAACCACAGCUGUGUCUGCCAGGUGGGACACCACGAAGAGCUAGUCAAUGCAAGCCUUGCCUGUGUCUUUGUUGGAGUGCCAGUGGGGGAGCGUUGCGUGUCGGAUGAGUCCUGCAUCAACCGCAACCGAACUCAAUGUGGAAGCCGGCACAUCUGCGUUUGCCGCCGAGGAUAUUACGAACAUGGUGGCGUCUGCAAAUCGGGGCGCAAGCUUGGUGACCCGUGUCGAUCAGAUGCCCAGUGUGAAGCUGGCAGCAAUGCGUCGGCGUGCCGCGGUUCCUCUUGCCGCUGCAAGGAUGGCUACUACCAGGAGUCCAUAGGGGGCAACAGCACCUGUGUUCCAGGCAAUCCUCCUUUGCUGCUGUGCUACACCAACUACGACUGCUUCAUCCGUGACCGACAUCUUGUUUGCGAUGGCAGGUUUUGCCGUUGCAGGCAAGGCUACCACACGGAACUUACUGCCUGGGGCUGGCGAUGCGCAGAUUCCUCAGGCUUACAGCGACCUGUUCAUGGGGGGGUGGUGUCUGUGUUCAGGAUUUCACCAGCAGCCAUCCUUAUUGCUUGCAUUAUAUUGGGAUACAUGAAACGACGCCAGAAGCCCGACUCGGGACAAGGGCUGCAUGAUCGCCCGUUUGGGAGCCGUACCCAUCGGUACAUCAUCCCAUUCCGCCGUGGAAUCUCUCUUCGUGAGGUGGCUCAGCGAGGCCAGAGUGCGAGGACAGGAGACUCAUUUGACCACCUCUUGCCACCCACAGCGACCUGCAGUCUGCCACCUGAACCACCACCUUACCAUCCAGCUGAAGAGGAGCCGCCACCAACGUACGAAGAAGCGGUCCGAGGGGGUGCGCCUCAGAUGGGGCCCGGAGGAAAUGCUACUGCACAGCCAACGCGACGUGCCUGAGAGACUGCAUAACAGUUGUCAUCACCAUUGCACUCAUCGUCACCCGCCUGGCUGCACGUCCUGAAUAAACGCUGCAUCAGGAGAAGCUAAUUGGAGAGGCCUUCUUCUUCAACAUGGCUGCAGCGGGAAGGUCAUGUACAAUUUGUGGCAGUUUUGUUAAAACUAUGUAAUUUUUUGUGCCCCCAGGAAUAGCGCACACUUUUGGAGUUCAUAUCUGUUGUUUUCUUCUCUGAUUCAUUCGAACUCAGUGUACCAGUUAUGUUUUUGCAGAGUUCCCACAAGCUGUGCUAAUCUAAAGUAAGGCCACCACUUUUUCAUGCCCUGUGGUGAUGAAUCUUGCUUGUCUAUGUAGCCUUGAUGAAGAAUUAUGGAAAUAGACUGGCCUUUAGAAAUACCUGGUGCCAUAAUGUUAUCAAGUGUGCCUUUAUUUACCACAUGCUUGUGUUGCGGAAUCUUACAAGUCAGAUUCUUGCAGGCUGUCCAGCUAUUUUGAGCUGUACAAACAACUACUGAUUCCUGCUGCCAUGAUUCUUUGCAUGUUUGUCAGUCAAGGUGACAGUCUAGUUAAUUGGUAAUGUUACACAGUGCAAAAUUUCCUCUUUUGAAAUUUUAGUUUGGUUUUAACUAGCUUAAUUCUCAAUGUAGGCACAUCUUUAUUGCAACAGUUUAAGGGGGACACCAUAUUUCACAACACUUCUUAAAAUUCUUGAUCAAUUUUGAUGAACCUUGUCGAUUUGUGAGCUGAUAUCAAAUAUACAAUUUUCUCUUACAGUGUGUAGUAAACAUUUCUGAAAUAUUAAUCACUUCAUGUGGGAAGGAAUAUUUUUCCUAAAAUGAGGGAGUUAGGGUUGCCACCUGUCCGGGUUUAGACCGGCCCGGCCAGUUUUUUAGAUUGUGGGCCGGUUGCCAGUCCGCAUCGGCCCCCAUUAGCCGUUUUCUCUCUUUUUUUUUUCUGUAAUAUUGCAAAUAUUUAUUUUCUGGGGUGUUUUAUAAGCGUCAGCUCAACAACUAUGACGGUCAAUAUUUAUCGUCAAUCACCAAAACUCUUACACUAUUAGUCAGCCACUCUUUAAGAUUCCUUCAAGUGUAGCGAUCAUAGGAAUAGAGCACAUUAUUGAGUGUGUAUGUAUACAUGAAUAUCCGACAUGUUUGUGACAUACGGACUGUAUAUAUAUUUUAACGUUAGUUUGUGUCUACAAUGCCACUGUCCUGUUGGAUUCAGAUGCAAAGAAAAGCGUUUAAUGGAAGAAGUAUCGCGGUUCCUUUUCAGUGCAGCACAAUCAGGUCAAUAAGCGAAGCGCCAUUCCAGGCACGUGUAUUUUUAUGCCAGCAAUUAGACUAGUUGGCUAGCUCAGUGUGCUGUUUUUGUUUGUACAUGAGGUUUAUUUGUCUCAAGGAAAAUGAUGUUACAUUAAAUGGCACUGCAUGCCGAAGACUUGGCAUAGCGUCUAUUGUUCAACAUUAACUUGUGUGGUGUGGUGUGUGUUCCUUCUGUGUCGUCGUCUUUUACUGCGCUAUUUCCUGUUUCAUCAUUAAUUUAAUCUCCUGUUAGCCCAUUCUCCCCCCCUUCCCCUCUCCAGCGUCGAAGGGCCGUUUCUUGUUUUGGGGGGGGAGGUGGAACGGUGGCAACCCUAGAGGGAGUUACAAACUAAAUAAGCAUUUCACAAUAAUCCGGAAUUAAAACUGUAUGCAAUAAAACAAGAAUAGAUGUUCUAAAUCCAUUUCAACAAACAUUAUGUUAUGUUGAACGUUAGUGAUCGAAAUCCCAGCUUGACUCAGACUCACUUGCGUAUUUUCAGGAUACCAUAGCAUAUGUUCGAAUGGGUUUAGAACAUCCAUUUUUGUUUUAUUGCAUACAGUUCUCAUUCCAUAUUAGUAUUCUGGUAUUCUGAUUUACUUUGUAACACUCUCAGUGUAAGAAAAAUCUUGCUCCCAAAGUUACAUGAUAUGCUUGAUACUUCAAAAAUUAAUAUUUGUACUAAAAAGGAAAUAAUUGCACAUUUGAAAUGAGUAAAUAAAUAUAAAUAAACGCACCAAGCUUCACUAACGAUCAAGAAUUUUGUAAAAUAUUAAAGUACAGUGUCUCCUUCAGACCAAGCUAGUGCAAUCAUCGAGACACAGCAUAAAAAACAACUAAGAAUUCAAUGGUGCAAUCUUGUACGCGUUCCAAAUAAGCACGGAGGUGUGGCGUUACAUCCAGCCACACGCGAUUGGUCAAUGCAGGGCUGUGACGUCUGUCGCGGUUCACAUUAGCCAUUUGCGUGCAUCUGGAUGUAACGCCACGCCUCCAUGCUUAUUUGGAAUGCGUACAAGAUCGCACCACAAUAUUCCAGUCACUGGUCAAAUUAGUAUGUCAAACAAAACAUUAGAAUUUUGUGGCACUCUAGUGGAAAAAGCCAGGUGCAAAUGUCCUCCUACCCCCCACACUUCUUUUUCGAACUGGCCAGCUAUAUAGACCAAAGGUUUUUUUUUUCCAUGGGUGCACUUCGGGCACUUGAGGUCUUUAAGGCCAACUGCAGCAGUUUUUUUUUUAUUGUGUCAAGGUAAUGGUGGUUCUAUGUUCCCGAGAAAGCGAAAAUAACUUGAAGUAAGCAAAAGGGCGCGUAACCGAAAGCCAACUGAGUAGUACUGCGACGUAUUAAGCCGGAAGCCGUGCAAGGCAUGUCGGCCCAGCAGCGCGCAGACAAAAGCUACGAAAGCCAUGGACAGGAGAUGCUCAGCCGAAAACAUGACUGUGCUACCCCGUCCAUGCCAUGUCUCUGGUUGACAGUAGGGUCUUUUGGCAGUGCUGGCUCACCGUACAGUAAGUACAGUAAUAACAUACCAGCUGAAAGGUGCACAUGCACAAACUUUACGAUACCGAAACUCUUUCCACAACGUAUACUAGGUCUAUCCGCACAUCAUGCAAGAGGUGGUUCGUACUUGGCUUAUAAUAAAUUUCAUCCAUCCUAUCACUGCAAUGUUAAAUGCUGCUGUCCACAAACUUAUACAUUUUUCCCAUAACAGUAUCGGCGAGCUUUAGAUUGUCAGCAAACUGCUUAGCGUUAGCAUUUGGCCUAAUUACCAUAGCCACAAUUUUGAAUGGCCUGAGCUGGUAGUGCCAUCUGGCGAUGGAGAGAUAACCAGGCAAGCACACUAGGUGAACAAGUGCAUUUUGCUUUAUUGCUGGUGUACGUUUGCGGCAGUGCUGUAACUGUGAAUGCAUUAGCUUUAAAGUCUAAUGUCAAGGACACUCCAUGAAACAUUUUGUGAUCAGCAUAUAGCUAUUUCAUUCUGCUACACCUGUAUCGCCACCAUCAUGUUACUGUACGCAUUGAGCAACUCGCACAGCUAAAGUGUUUUCAGGACCAUGGUAUGCCAACAGGGAAGGCUGAUGCCACAGCAUAAACGGUUAGGUAUUGCCACCACUGCUAACACACCGUAGUGCCACCAGCGUGUCACUGGCCAAGCAUACACGAACAUUGCCUUCUCAACACCGCAGCAGUUAAUGCACUGCAUCCCCGAGCACCUGUAGCGGCGCUUCUGUCUCCUGUUGGUGUACCCAGGCUGAUGUUACACACAAUGUGGGCGACAAUUUUGGGAAGCCAAGUGGGCAGUUCGAAUUUAUUGAUAAAAUUUGUUUGUAAACGAUUUUCUCAUCUCUCAAGCCUGUAAUUUCGCCUGUAUGACGGAAGUAUGCAAAGGUACAUACCUAGCGAAUUUCAUUGAUAUUCAUUGACCUCAAAAGAUAGCCAGAGUUGGCCUCGAAGUGCGAGAGCACUAGGAAGGGUAAUGAGACAUUGUCACCAUGGGAGCCUGUAGCAGAGAGGCUUGAAAAGGCCUUGUAGCACCUUUCCAAAUUAUCUUAGAAUGAACAAACCUGUUUGACUGUGCUUCCUCUUGAAUUUCGUGGUGCAAAAAUGCUUCAAAUUCAUCGAGUGUGAGCAAAGUUAUAGCUGAAAGCAUGCUUUCUCUCUUCUUUUGUUGCCACAUGCAAGCUGGAAACUACACAGGGGGAAUGCCUAGGGUGGCAUGCGUCCUAAAGUUGCGUGAUGGUAUUGACUGUUUUCUACUUUGGCUGCAUUUGCUUCUGGUUCAAACAAGUAUAGUGCCGCCACGUGGUGGUACUGUGACUACCCAUCGGAUACUUGGUGACAUCUCUUGGGCAGCCAUGGAAUCUAUUGCUUAACAUGGCCCCCAAGAUCAUCUGCCCACACACCAGUUCAUGAAACGAGCUAAUACCUUUUGUGCCCACUUGCUGCAUAGUUGGGACAGUAUUCAUUGUGAACGAGAAAGCUAGCGAUUUUGGCUGCAUUUUACAGGAAAUUGUAAAUUUCCUGUUGCAUCCAGUGCAAUAACAUUUGGCUCACUCGUUCAUAAGAGCCUUGACUACACAGUGGCAACGUUUCUUGACUAUGUUAAACAUGUGUUGCAGAGCACCUUAAACUCUCUGUGACAGUAGCUGCCAAAAGUGAUAACCAGCGUUUCCUUAACGAAAACCAGCAGAUAAUGAAGCCGAGGAAGGUGUAGGGGAUGUUACUUGUACUGUUUUAAGUGUAUUGUAGUAAUGGUGAUAUAGAUAUGAAGAAAGUAAAGGGGACGAAAAGCCAACUUGCCACCAGCAGGGACCGAACCUCUAACCUUCCGAAGGUUGCAGGUUCUGAUCACAAUUACUACAAUACACUUAAAACAGUACAAUUAAAGGGACACUAAAGGCAAAUAACAAUUUAUGUCAGAGUGAAAGCUCAAUGUAUGAAAACAUCUAAAACGGCAAUAUUAUCAACAGCAGUGCCCUACUUACCGAGAAAUUAAGCUAAAUGUAUCGCACGAUGAGCGCCAUGAGCGGCACAUUUCGGAAAUGGUUCCGAUGACGGGAGAGAGUCCGACUACAAUUAAAGGGGUAGUGACACGAACAUUUUCAGUUGUCGUUUCUUUGCGUCAAAUGAAAGGCCAAGCCCUCAGGAGCCUAGAAAAGGUAGUGCUAAGCGCGAGUGCACCCUGAAAAAGUAAUUACAGUAAUUUUUUAAAAGCUAGUUUCGGUUCCUACUGUACCCUGACGUCACAACACGGUACGAGUUUCUCGUCACGUGCUCGCACAAUAUAUAGUGACGUUUCCACAGCUGCUCUGCACCUUCGGCUCCGUCGGUGACGCACAAGCGGCCAUUUUGAAUGUUUUGGUGACGUACAAGCGGCCAUCUUGGAAAUUUUGGUACGUGACGUCGUCACAACUAGCCAAACUGCUGCGUGAAGUCACCAGAAUUAGUACUGUAGCCUGACGUCAAGCUAGUGUCGAUGUCGGUAGGUGCGCCAUGGAAAAAUUGACUUUAAUAUCAAAAUAAAGUAUCUUAUCAGCAUUUGCUGAGCUUCAUACUUGUUCAGAGCCGUCUCUGCAUACAGGAGAUUUGUAUGGCAGAGUGAACUCGCUUU
This is a messenger RNA of Rhipicephalus sanguineus (brown dog tick), 6549 nucleotides long. RefSeq lists its product as uncharacterized. The transcript is spliced from 9 exons. Lineage: Eukaryota; Metazoa; Arthropoda; Arachnida; Ixodida; Ixodidae. The coding region runs from base 106 to 1143 and encodes 345 amino acids. The record is from RefSeq and is a predicted model, not a curated record.